Molecule: messenger RNA, 2241 nt
Organism: Lacerta agilis (Sand lizard)
Lineage: Eukaryota; Metazoa; Chordata; Lepidosauria; Squamata; Lacertidae
Gene: RALYL
Product: RALY RNA binding protein like
Exons: 8
Coding region: 24-911 (295 amino acids)
Cellular component (GO): nucleus
Molecular function (GO): RNA binding
Source: RefSeq, a predicted model, not a curated record
GGCUGAAGUCAAGCGAGCCAACCAUGACCGGCAAAACACAGACCAGUAAUGUCACCAAUAAGAAUGACCCCAAAUCCAUCAACUCGAGAGUUUUCAUUGGCAACCUCAACACAGCCAUUGUCAAAAAGGGUGACAUAGAGGCGAUCUUUGCAAAGUAUGGAAAAAUAGUUGGCUGCUCGGUGCACAAAGGUUAUGCAUUUGUACAGUAUAUGAGUGAGAGGCACGCAAGGGCUGCUGUGGCAGGAGAGAAUGCCAGGAUCAUCGCGGGGCAACCUCUCGACAUCAACAUGGCAGGAGAGCCCAAACCAUACAGACCUAAGCCUGGAAACAAGCGGCCACUUUCAGCUCUCUACAGACUUGAAUCGAAGGAGCCUUUCCUGUCUGUUGGUGGCUAUGUCUUUGAUUAUGACUACUACAGGGAUGAUUUCUACAAUCGGUUGUUUGAUUACCACAGCCGGGUCCCUGCACCACCUCGUGCUGUAAUUCCAUUAAAACGCCCACGCGUAACUGUCACAGCAACUCGCAGAGGAAAAGGGGUAUUUUCCAUGAAAGGGGGAUCAAGAUCAACAUCAAGUGGAACUUCAUCGUCGGGGUCAAAAUUGAAAUCAGAUGAGUUACAAACAAUCAAGAAGGAAUUAACUCAGAUCAAAACAAAAAUUGACUCUUUGCUAGGGAGGCUGGAGAAGAUUGAGAAGCAGCAGAAGGCUGAAGCUGAAACCCAUAAGAAACAAAUAGAAGACUGUGCAGACUUGAUCCAAGAGGAAUGUAUAUCAGAGAACGCUGACAAUUCCACAGAGGAUCCUAUAGAAGGAGGUUUAGAUGCAGAUGGAGAUGGCGAAGAGAUGACUGAUGGGAUAGAGGAGGAUUUUGACGAGGAUGGAAGUAACGAGCUGUUUCUACAGAUCAAAUGAAUUUGGAAUGACAUCCAGUCCCUUUGGAAACCAAGAACAUAAUAAUUCACAGACUUCCCCAUGUGGAAAUGCGAGCUGCUGUUUCUUGCUGGCUAGCAACAUCUUUGACUCAAUUUUUAUGGGGCGGGAAAAUGAAUUUACUUCUUGAAAUGGACAUUACCAUUCAAAACUUUAAAAUUCCAUUUCUUAUAUGUUCUAAAGCUGUACAAUUGUCAGAUUUAUAUGGUUUAGAUUGUAAAUGUGUUUUUUCCUGGCUAAUUAUUGGUAUUAUUUUUUUAAUUUUGAUGUCAGAAGGCCAAUGAAUUGUAUGAUAAUAUGAAGGACAUAUUUAAAAUGAAGGAGACACUGUAUACAAAUGUAUAUUUGUAAAAGCUAUUUUUAUGAUUAGCAUGUUUUAUGGUUCAUCAUAUUAAAAGUCAGGUGAUAUUUCACUUAAAUGUUUACAGCAUAACGAAAUGAGAUCAUGAAAGAUUUAUGAUCUAAUAUGUUAAAUAGUAUUUUAAUUAUUUGUAUUUAUUUAUAUUCCUGUUUUAGAGCCAGUGCAUUUAUUAAGAAGUAGGGUCAUAAUGGAGGUCAAAGUAAUAUUCAUGCCCAGAUUUAUUUGUUUUUGCAACACAUCAUAAUGCCAAAACAAAAAUAAUUUGGAUAUAGUAGUUUUGUGCGCAAUAUGUAUCCCACUGAAAUCAAUGGAAUAACUACCACUCAUUUCAAUACUCUGAACUGUGCCCUCAAAUCUUAGGAUGUUGUAAACCUACACAGAUACAUUUGCUGCUCUCUGACAUAACCAUAUGUCAGACAGCAUGGAUUGAAACAUGAUUUUAUUUCUUUUAAAAAGAACAGUAAUACUAAAACUUCCAAGAGUGUUGCGAAAUUGAAAGUUGGCAUGUUGCUUGAUUUCAUAAUUACUCCAUAACCCACCCGCAUUUUCCAAAUUGCCAGUAUUGAAGUCACAUGAUCAUGGCAGUAUGUUUGGGAUUGGCAACCAAGCUUUGUAGGUAGCUCCCCAUAAGGUUAGUCCAAUGACCUGGACUUAUUUUAAGCCAAACAUCUAUAAUAAUACCACAGUUUGCCUGAUGUUAAAAUUGCCCCGAGCGGUUUGGAUGCUCCUUCAGUCAAGCACCUAACUGGACGGAGAGGCAGUUCAGAUUUCUUUGUGGCAUCCCUGCCAAUAAAAUAUGAAGGAGGCCCUAGAUUGUGCAAUAUCUUUCUCUGCCUUUGUUUCUCAUUCCUAAGUGUUUCUUGUGCUCUCAAAAUAAGGCUGCCCAACUGUAUGUUAAUUUAUUCUGUGGUUUCUGUAUAAACACUUCCCCACACCCCUCACCAAAUCUGG